CAUUUUAUUUUGUUACUACUACAAUUGAAGUCUUGCUAGGCGUGUGGCUGAGCGAAAAUUCAGAUUUUUACAUUGACAACAGCAGAAAAUAUUAAAAUAAAUAUAGCGUUUGAGCUUAAAACCGAGUCUUCUCUCUUUGUGCAUUGGUCUUCAAUAAGUUUUCGUUGCGUUGUUAUGGUUUGCGAUUGAUCUGCACGUAAGCUGAAGCUGGAGUUUGGCUAGUCAAAUGAAGAUAAUCAUAUUGUUAAGAGGCUAAACCAGAGGCUUUUUAACAGGAGCAGAUAUAUACAUAAUCCCCGAAAGCUAUUACAAAUAAAAUUGAUAACCAAAAAAGAGUAAUAUAAUUUAUCAGAGUGUUGAGUCGCUAUGAGUGUCAUAAUUCGUUUGCAAAAUUUGCCGUGGACGGCAAAUGCUCGAGAUAUACGUAAUUUCUUCACGGGCCUGGCGAUACCGGAGGGUGGUGUGCACAUAAUUGGCGGCGAAAUGGGCGACGCUUUCAUCGCUUUCAGCACCGACGAGGACGCACGUGUCGCCAUGUUGAAGGAUCGUGAGAAGCUAAUGGAGGUACAGGUGCGCUUGUUGCUCUCCUCACGCGCCGAAAUGCAAAAGGUCAUCGAGACGGCGCGCCAUGUAAGCGUGCCAAAGCCUGUAGCUGUUCCAGCGCCUGCGCAAGUGCCACUGCCUGUGCCCAUGCCAUCAGUAGUGAUGCCAUCUGCGCCGCAAGCGCCCAUUAUAAGCGGUCUAAAUAGUUUUCUUGGUGCGCAGCUGCAGCCGCCGCAGGCAAUGCCAAUAUCUUUGCCAGGUGCAACAGCUGUACCUUCCUUUUUGGCCUAUCAGCAACAGGCGGGCAUCUCGCUUAGCGAUGCAGCUCACAAGUCUCAUGACAGACGCUCGCCCAAAGCUCGCCAACGUCAUAGUCGCAGUCGUAGUCGCAGCAGUAGCAGCAGCAGCGAUGACAGCGAUCGUGAGCGCAGUCGUGGUCGCAAGCGUCGCCCUGACCUACGUGUCGACAGCAGUGAGCGUGACUCCAAGUUGGUCGCCAAGGCAGCAGCUAAUAUUAUGCCUUGGGCGAAUUCAGCUGCAAUUAAUCUGCCUGGCUUGGCGGCCGUGUUGCCGUCCGUGCUGCCGCCCGUGCUGCAGAGCUACAGCACGACCAACAACAACAACACUAGCACCACCAACAACUAUAAUCUGAAUGUCUCAGCUGCAGCAGCACCACAGCCUAUUAUCCCAGCUCUCAGCUCGCCAACUGUUGCAGCUGCUGGCGCUACUAGCCAAGAGCCUAUAGCCUUUGCCAGCGUUAAUCCCUAUGCGCAAAUGUAUCCGCAGCUCUUCCAGCAGCAGCAGCACUUGCUGUUGCAGCAACAGGUGCCCAAAACAGCUGCCAACAGCUCGCCCAUUAGUUCGGGCAACAAUAAUGCCCCACUGGGCAGUUCUGCGGGCUCUAUACCUGUGGCAGAGACUUGCUACAUCAAGAUUACCGGCAUGUGCCCCAGCACUUCGUAUAGCGAUCUGCGUAAAUACUUUGCCGGUCUUUAUAUACCACACAAUGGCAUCAAGAUCAUGAGUGGGUCCAAUGGCUCGCGCUCCGGUGUGGCCUAUGUUGAGUUCUCACGCGUGGCCAGCGCACAAAAAGCUGUGGCGCGUAAUAACACCAUGAUCCGUGAUCGUCUGGUGCAGAUUGAGCCCGUGGAUGACGAGGAGUUCGAGCGGGCCGAAGAGCGUUCCCAGCGCGGCGGCAACAGCAGCAGCAAUAGCAAUCACAAUGCUGCUCGCAUGGAAGAACCAGAAUUGGUUGCCUCACAUGCAAUGCAUACGAAUGUGCUCUAUGUGGAGGAUCUGCCGCAGCUGACUACCGAGCAGGAUAUUAUGAAAAUGUUCUCCGCCAGCUACACCGUCUUGGACAUACUGCUGUCGCCCAGUCCGAACAAUCGUCGCGAAUUUGUUGCCUUUGUGCUGUUCGCACGCGAUACUGAGGCGCGUGCUGCAUUGGAGGAUGCUGGUAAGCACUACAUUGGCUUUCGUAAGCUGCGCGUGCGCGCCAGCAGCCAGGGUGAGAUGCUGAGUGCCAAGGAGAAGCAGCGUCGUGCCAGCGAGCAGCUGCAAAAGGAGGAGCAACUGCAGCGCGAGGAUGCCGAGCGCGAGCAGCAGCAACAACAACAGAAACAGCUGCUGCAGCAACAAAUAGCUCAACAGUUGCAACAACAAUUGCAGCAGCAGCAGCUGCUCAAGCAACAGGAGUUACUAGCUUUAGCUCAAGAAUUAGAUCCGCGACGUCAAAUGCAACAGCAGCAGCAACAGCAGCAACAACAACAACAGCAGCAACAACAACAACAGCAGCAACAACAACAACAGCAUCAGCUUGCCAAUAAUGGCAACAACAUCAACAAUGUGUAUCCCUUUGGCAUACCGCCUGUCCACAACGGCAACAUGCCCUUCGCCUUUCAGCAACAGCAGCUCAACAAUGUCAACAACAAUAGUCCCAGCAAUAACAACAACAACAUGCCCUUCGAUAUGCCUCCACGCCGCCAGGAGAAUGUCUUUGUGCGCGUGCACAAUCUCGAAUAUGCCACACGCAUCAAUGAUCUUGGCGAGCUUUUCACGUCAGAAAAUCUGCGCAUUGAGCACAUCGAGAUGCUGUACAAUGAGCGCAAUCAGAGCGCCGGUGAGUUUAUUGUGGAGUUUAGUGAUCCCAUGGAUGUGCAGCUGGCCAUACGUGAGUUUCAUAAUCGUCGCUUUCGUGGACGUGGACUGCGCAUACAGUCCGUAACGCCCCAGGAGAUAGCCGAUCGCAUGAAUAAGCCUUUCAUGGACUAUAUACCAGGUGGCAAUGGACGCCGCUCAGAAGAUAAGCCAGCGCCAGCCAUGCAACAGCAACAACAACCGAUGCCGCCGCAGCCAACACAGCAGGCGUCGCGUCGUCGUGGCCCCAGUCGCUUUGAUAGCUCCAGCAACCAAACAAAACAGCCGGCGCCGUCGAUUGAUAGCGAUGAUAGCAGCAGUUCCAAGCAGCACUUUAAUCCCUUUGCGCGUCCUGCAGGCGACAUCAAAAGCCCGCCCAUGCUCAGUAAUAAUAACAGCAAGACCAAUAGUAAGCCAACUAUUGAGGAAACUGCUGCUGAUGAUGAUGGCAUACCCGGCAAGUUCACAGAGCCCGGCUGUGUAGUGGCCAUGCGCAAUGUGCCCUUCAAGGCGGACCUCAAGGAUAUAUUGCGCUUCUUUAGCGACUAUAAGCUCAGUCCCGAUGACAUUUUGCGCCGUUUCAAUGACGAGGGUAAGCCCACGGGCGAUGCACGCGUUGCCUUUGAAACUCCAGCACAGGCACGUUCUGCUUAUGAAUCUCGACGACGCAAGCAAAUCUUCAAUAGAACCAUCUAUCUGGACGUGCUUUAAGUCUGUCGGUAAACAAAUUCUAAUUGUAAAUAUUUUUACCAGUAAUGAAUACAAUGCGCUUCGUUUAAUUAAGUUGAAA
Messenger RNA from Drosophila busckii, 3472 nucleotides. Its product is annotated as dual specificity protein kinase splA. The transcript is spliced from 3 exons. Gene Ontology annotation, cellular component: nucleoplasm; ribonucleoprotein complex. The record is from RefSeq and is a predicted model, not a curated record. Lineage: Eukaryota; Metazoa; Arthropoda; Insecta; Diptera; Drosophilidae. Gene Ontology annotation, biological process: regulation of RNA splicing. Bases 367 to 3393 code for a protein of 1008 amino acids. Gene Ontology annotation, molecular function: RNA binding.